Molecule: messenger RNA, 2454 nt
Organism: Exophiala dermatitidis NIH/UT8656
Lineage: Eukaryota; Fungi; Ascomycota; Eurotiomycetes; Chaetothyriales; Herpotrichiellaceae
Exons: 1
Coding region: 1-2454 (817 amino acids)
Source: RefSeq, a predicted model, not a curated record
AUGUACCGGGGUCCUGGCUAUGAACGCUUUCCAGUGGUUCUGGGCACUGUGGCAGGCCACCAAGAGCUCUGUGAUAAAUGGGACGCCGAGCAGCACCUGAGCCUGUACAGGAGUCCGUCCGACCCGAGGCAAAGAAGCAUCUCGCCGCUCUUGAUUGAAAGGACAAAUUCGAAGUCAAGCAAUGGAUCCGGCACAGGAGCUGACGGUAGCAGGCUACGUGAAGAGGAAUGUCUAGCAAGCAUCCGGAACAUCCUCCCGGAUAUUGAUCGCGAAUUUGUCCGGAAAAAGCUCCAAAAAUACUCUGCCUUCCUAAACCACAAUGAUGAUGACUGCCAAGUCAUGCAUCAAGCAGAUGAUAUUGCGCAGGAAAUCAUUGAGGAGAUUCUGGAAAUGGACAGCUACCCCAAGGAAACAGCGAAGGCAUCUGACGAUGCUCAAGGUGUGGAGGCUGAAGAUGGUACAGGCGUCACUAUAAGAUGGGAUCAACAAUUGCCCAAGAGCGAGACCUACGCGAAAGAUGCGGUUAUAAUGCUUGCAAGAACAUUCGACCACGUUCCUACUGUCUAUAUCGCCAAAGUUGUGGCCGAAAAAGGCUCCAUAUUUGCGGCGUAUGUUUGUAUUCACGAACACGAGGAUGUCGACUCUCCAUCGGAUCGGCCAUAUUCGCGACUUCGUCGUGCGAGGACUAGGAUCGAGAGAAAGUACCAACUCACGUACAGUGAUGAGGAUCACCAUCACUCUGCUGCUUAUGCCAAUCAAGUCAACGAACUACAAGCCGCCAAACAACAUGUCGCUCGACGAGCAAUACGAGCCGCAGAGGAAAAAGCCAAAUCCGAACAUGAAGCCGACAAUCUUGCCAAACACAAGGCAAGUGGCGCAGUGAUGGAAUGUCAGUGCUGCUUUGACGACGAGGUCCCGUUGAAUCGGCUCGUGUCGUGUACGGCGGAAGUGUCUCACUUCUUUUGCUACGCAUGCGUUCGAAAUCUGGCCGAUACUCAAAUCGGCUUAAUGCGAUAUGAACUGCAAUGUAUGGACGGGAGUGGGUGCACUUCUGAGUUGUCUGAACCCGAGGUCCGCAACGCCAUUCCAACAAAGACAUUCGAUCGCCUACAGUGGGCUAAACAACAGGCCGAGAUCAUCGCGGCUGGGAUUGAAGGCCUCGAGGAAUGUCCUUUCUGCGAUUACAAGGCGGUAUGUGGCGAUAUCAGUAUACAGCCGUCCUUUGAGUGCAAGAACCCAGAUUGCAGUCGUGUCAGCUGUCGAAAGUGCCAUAAGGACGACCACGCACCGAAGACAUGUGAAGAGAUGCGCAACGACAAUAUUUUAUCGGCCCGACAUCUUGUGGAAGAGGCAAUGUCCGAAGCGGUCAUGCGAACCUGUCCAACCUGCAAGGUCAAGAUCAUCAAAGAGUAUGGGUGUAACAAAAUGGUCUGCACCAAGUGUCGCACCAUGAUUUGCUAUGUGUGCAAAGCCAAUCUUUCCCAGCUCAAAGACCCGUACCAGCAUUUCCACACCGUGCCCCCGGGAGGCGGGAAAGUAUGUACUCUACACGACCGGUCAGGGGUGGAUCGACAUGAGACGGAAGCAAACGAGGCGGAAACCGAAGCCAUCAAACAGGCCAAAGAAAAGGAUGCCGAAGUGGAUCCUUCCAAGUUGCGCAUUACAACUGAUGACACUGGCAAACGAAGACAGCCGGCUUCAGCAGCACAGCCUGCUGGCCCUGUACGUUACCCUUUCUUGGCAGGUCUUGGUCCGCCUGAAUACCAGAACUUUGAGCGGCUUCUGGUGGAACAGGACGGCCUGGCGCAUCCUAAUGUAUGGGCUGAGGUUGUUGCAAACGCCGGUCUACCAGAGCUGUUAAAUCAUCCAAUCAACAACGAACGGGACGACGCCAUCGGCGGAAACUUGUUUCCCGCGGCAGUGCCCGUUGGACUGGAUCGACCACCUUUUGAUGUUCGAAAGGAGUAUCCUGGAUUGUUCAGAAGAGACCCUGCAGGUCCAGCUGCAAAUCUCGAUCCGUGGCCCUUUGAUGCAGCUCGAGAGAGAUGGCGUCAAAUGGGCAACGGCAACCUGGGCGUAGGAAUGGACUUGAAUGGUCCUCCAGGAAACAACUACGGGCAACAACCAAACAGAGGAGCAGUACGUCCGAUUAUAACUUACACUGGGCCGGGCCCUCUAGGGGCUGCAGCAUUUCAGAACAUGCCAUUGCCAAUGCCAGCCGCCCACAACGCCGCACAACAGGCACAAGGUCUGAAUAUGUAUCCUCAGGUCCCACACAUUCAACCACCACGGAUAGGGCCCAUUCCUCCGUAUUUCAACGGCCUCCCUCUCCCUGGCCGUGAUAAUAUGAGGGAUCAUCUUCGGAUUCCUCGAACGCUUCCUGGGCCUCCUGUGGCAGGUCACAGACGGACUAGUGCUGCAGCUGGCCUUCCACCCUUUGGUGGUCAGGUGUAG